AUGGUGCGGUGGCACGUGCCGGGUCUGUCGACCAGCAGCGCCUCGAGCAUAGAUGGCGUCGCGGUGAAGGGCGACACGGCGAAGCUGCAGAAGCUUCUCAGGAAGGGCGCGGACGUGAAUGCGCGUGCGCGUGAGCCGGUGCUAGUGGGACGGCGCCCGCUGCAUGCUGCCGUGGCGGCGGGGAACGAGGCCAUGGUUGAGGCGCUUCUUGCUGCCGGUGCUGACGUGGACGGAAAAGACGAUUUCGGCCGCACGCCCCUUCACUACCUGGCGGCCAGCCCCUCCCCGCGUCUGGGCAUCCUUUCGCAUCUGCUCAAUGCUGGCACCGACUACGCCAUCAGAGACAGGAGUGGCAGCAUGCCUAUCCACGUGGCGAUGGCAGCAGGCCAUGGGGCGGUGCAGGAGGCGCUGACGGCGUUCGCGUUGGAGCACAGUGCGGAGUUUGCCUUCUACGAGUCGGGGCAGUGGCGCUCCUUUGACGGCGAUGCCUCGCGCCUGCUGGGCUUUGAACUCGCGGAGGGCGUUGGCUUCGCUGCCCUCGCCACUGCCACUGGCGCGCACUACAUCGUUGACUUCCAGCAGCAGCUGCAGUUCAACGUCUCGUCCUUCUUCUGCAAGUCCAUCAGCUGGCGAGUGCUGCCCAGCGGUCGCUGGAACCGCCCUCCCAGCCCGCACCAGGGGCUGCACCCAGGCAGCCAGGACCCGCGCCUCAUGUACCGCUACGACCAACAGCUGCGCUCCCUCGCCCAAUCCGGUGUCGACAUCUGCCCCGUCUACUUCUCCCUCACUGGCCUUCCCCCACACCCCCUGCUCUCACAAGCGGCGCCCAGCGCUCAGUUCGUCUCACGCCUCUCCUCGUCGCCGCGCCGUGACGGAGAGCAUGGUGAUGAUGGCGAUGGCCAUGGUGAUCUAGAUGAUGGUGCUGAUGGUGAUGCGCAGAGGCCGUCUUCUUCCUCUGCUGGAGUGGCUGCAGCUGCUGCUGCCCUCCCCGCUGCUCUACACAUGUCUGAUGACCUCUCCAGUGAUGUCCCCGACUCCGAACCAAGCACUCCUUUGGCUCGGCGCCAACCAGGGCAACGUGCACCUGUUUCAGAUGACGACGAGCUGCCGAAGCUGCAGGUUCUGAGGUCCGGCACAGAUGAGUACGACGAGAUUGUGGCUCGGUUUGUGGCUGGUAUGCUACGGGACAGAAAUGACCGCCCGAACAGCAGCUUCCGGCAGAACAGUGUGAGUGGAGGGGUGGUGGAGCAGGAGGAUGGCAUGCGGCCCGUGACAGUGUCCUCAGUGCAGCAGGUGCUGCUACCUGCUGCCCGCACACAAGCCUUUGAAGAAGCUGUGAGAGAGCUUAAAGGAGCAAGGGGGGGCGAUGGCAAUGUGCGGCUGGCAUGGCACGGCGCCCCUCGGAUGGCCAUAGAUCGCAUAGUGUCGAGCGGCUUUUCUCUCUCUUCUUCCGCUGCCGCCCGCAACGGCAGGCUGUAUGGGGACGGAGUGUACCUGGCACCGGAACAGAGGGCCUACACGAGUGCAGAGUUUGCGGUGGCGGAUAGCGAGGGGCGCAAGCACAUGCUGCUGUGCCGUGUGGCGCUUGGGUCGAUGGAGGCGAUCCCGUUUGGAUCGUCCCAGCAGCGGCCUAGCAGUCUUCGGUUUGACACGGGAGCUGACAAUGUCAAUGACCCUUCUCGCUAUGUGGUGUGGGAAGAGGAUGUGAAUGAUCUCGUGCUCCCCACACAUGUGGUUUCCUUUCGCUAUUGUUGA
This is a messenger RNA of Closterium sp. Naga37s-1, 1755 nucleotides long. The record is from the annotation of a GenBank genome assembly. Lineage: Eukaryota; Viridiplantae; Streptophyta; Zygnematophyceae; Desmidiales; Closteriaceae.